Messenger RNA from Sporothrix schenckii 1099-18, 771 nucleotides. RefSeq lists its product as uncharacterized. The record is from RefSeq and is a predicted model, not a curated record. The transcript has a single exon. Lineage: Eukaryota; Fungi; Ascomycota; Sordariomycetes; Ophiostomatales; Ophiostomataceae. The coding region runs from base 1 to 771 and encodes 256 amino acids.
AUGAAGGCAUCAGCGAUUGCACUUACACUAGCGGUGUUGUCUAACAGCCACGUUCAGGCGGCCUCUCUAUCGUCUUCAACAACCACACCACAAUCGCAACCGACAUGGAAAGGCGCGACAACAUACCCCACGACGGUCACACGCAUUUGGUCACGGACAUUGACGGUAAAGGCCGGUGAGACUGCGUCAAGCACAGCCCCAGCGGACACCGUCACCGUCCAGACUGUCACCAUGUAUGAGCCGUGGCCGUCGAGUCCCAACCCAGAAUACUUUCCCUACACGCUGAUGCAGACCGCCAUUACGAGCCGUCAUCUGUACUCGGCACACGUUGACGACAAAGGACGCGUAGCACCGACAGGUGCACCAUGGACGGCGACGACCGUGACACCACGCACCGUCACAUCCACGUGGGUGCUGUGGAACACGUCGCCGACGGACCUUGCGGUCGGCGAAGCGCUUACGCCGUGCGACCGGUCCAACGGGCACAACGACCAAAAGUGCGCGACGCCCAACCUCAAGCAGGACACGCGGUGCCUCGAGCACGGCCUGACGACGGCGUGCCACAGCCAGUGCAAGAUCCGGCGGGUGGAAGGCUGGGACCUGUGGUGGUGCCACAAGCGGGGCGACGGAACGAGCAAGGCGGCCGGCAACGACACGCGCGAGGUGGCCAUCGGGCGGGUGUGUACGGACAGCAUGGGCUACUACGAGCAGCUGCUGGAGCCGUGCGACACAAUGGACCACGGGCACGACUGCCAGCCAUGCAAUGGUUAG